AUGGCGGAACCCUACCUGUCGAAUAAAAAAAUUUACGAGCUGCUGUCAACAAACAGUUACAGAGGACAGGAGAGGGGAAUCCUGAGAGCCUUCGAGAGGAGGUACUGCAAGCUGCUGACCUACCUGGGCACGGACAACAAGCGGCAAGAAAUUAUUUCCAUUAAGCUGCAGCAGUUUAUUAAUGAGAAUCUAAGCUUCAGUGAUUCCAAAUCGUAUUUCUUUGGAUUCUCCAAGGAGCUGCUGGUUCACUGCAUGCGGGUGUACUUUCAGGAGGAGCUGUGCUCGGCCGCCAACUGCGGGGGCGGUCAGCGGAGCGAUGUGAAUGAUUAUAGCAGGGAUGGCGGCCAUGACGGAGGCGACGCCGCUGCCGAGGAGCGGCUCUUCGAGCACCUGGAGAAAAAUGUCGACGAUAUCCAAAUGAGCAAACUGCACGACAUAUAUUGCGAUGAAUAUUUUUACCUCUUCAAAAAUGUGAUGUGUGUGCUGAAGGGGUGCGCUGUGUUUUAUGCCUACCCGAAUUACAAAGCGGAAGAUCUGGCGUUCGAGAGGAACUUCCUGUACCUUCUGUUCGAGGUGCUGGAAGGAAAACUGAACAUCCAGCAGCUUCUACAGAUAUACUUCGACACAUACAAAGAUACAAACAAUUAUUUUGAAAUGAUUAAGAAGACAGACGUGGAGAACAGGACAUGGGUAUAUAAAUAUAUUAUCCUUUUUCUGAACGUUCAGAUUUGUUGCAUUAAUAUUUUUUUUUACAUGCAGUUGAGACAGAAUAUUUUUUCAAAAUACAAUUUGAAGCCCAUGGUGAGUAUGUUUUUGUCCUCUUCUCAUGUAGACAGCCACGGUUUGAUAUGUGUAUCGGAGGGAGGAGCAGAUGGAGGAGCGACGGGAGAAGCAGCUGGAGGAGCAAUUGGGGGAGACUCCCCCCACAGCGACAUCGUUACGAGCACCCUCCUGCAGAAAGAAUACUCCAUAAUAUUCCUCAUCGCUUCAGUGAGUAAUCUCCUGACUUGGGAAGAUCACAGCCAACUUGUGAAGGGUGUGUCCCCCCAGUCAGCCAUUUUAAUGAAAUUUUUCUUCCUCUUUAAUGAUGAGAACAAUGUUAAAAACUACGAGGAGAACAUCCGCAUGGUAGCCCAGUGUCUACCUCACCUGUAUGAACUGAUCAGCCGCUUCUGCCUCAUGGAGGACAACUUCGUCUACAAGAGGAUGAUCCUGCGUGUGCUUAACAAUGCUCUUUGCACAGAGGGAGAAAGGGAAGGUGACGUCCUCCCCUUCGACGACGACACAGAUUUCGGGAACAACAAUAACAGUUGUUCGGAUAACACAGAGGAGAGGGGAAGCGGAGGAGGCGUCGACAUGUUGGGUAGAGAUCCCAAAUGGGAAAGAUCCCGUCGGAGUGAGCACCCACAGUACUAUGACGGAAGAGGGGGAAAGAACCCUCCAAUGGGAGCGAGAGCAGCCGCAGCAGUGGGAGCCACAGCAGUGGGAGCCGCAGAUCGGAGAGACGAUUUCUCCUCCUCCAACUGCGUGACAGAGGACAAAGCGAAAGUCAGAGGGAGGAUGCGCCACGUAGGCUUCACCUCCAUGUCCGAAAGAGACAUAAACUUCUCCCUCAUAAAGAAUAUGAAGAAGCAUAUCGAGAAGAAGGAAUUUUUUAAAAAAACGAUAAACUUGAAAUUGUUUCUGAAGAUAUGCAUAUGCCUGUGCAGGAAAGAUGACUACAUUUUGUUUAGCCAGGAUAUAUUAAAACAGGGGAAGAACAUCCGCCUGUGCAUGGAAUACCUACAGGAGGACGACACUCAGUCUGAAUUCGACCUGUACGCACACAGAUACUUCUUUUACGACUUCAGUUAUAGUAGCACCGAAAUUGUCACCACCCAGCAGGAGAGGAGGAAAAUCGUGUCUUCCUACAUCUCCAUAGAAAGUAAAAAUAUCCUGCUUGAAAUUUCGACUCUUUUCUUUUCCUACGAUUAUUUGAAGUGGUAUGGCCGAUCCAGCAAGGACAACCUCCACCGGGGGGGGAGCGCCACCUUUGAAGAGGGGAAUCUUCCCAUGGGGGGAGGUACCCAUCGAGACAGCUCCUUAUACCACCCCGUGAUUCUGCAAAAUGUUAAUCGUCUCCUAUUAGAAAUGUUUUACAGCAAAAUUAGCGACUCCUCCGUGGAGCACCUCAUCAUCUUCAAUCAUAACUUGUUGUCAAUAUAUAGAAUUUUGAAGGCUCUCAUCGGGACGAGUGCCAAUUUAGUCAGUUUCAACCAAGUGGUAAAGAGGAUCGAUACCAUUUCGAGGAGGAAUGACAACAGAAUGAUGGCUGUUAACACGACGGAGGAGUUUAUUGUGACCAUUCUGGAAAAUUCUCUCUACUUCAAGAUAAUGGAGACGCUCAAAAGGAAGAAGUUAAAUCCGAGUACCGUUUUUAUCACUUAUAUGGAAUACUAUUACAUCUUACUCGACUUUUAUUGCAAAUAUAUCUACAGCAAUUUUCUCAAUAACAGGAGGAAGGAUUUCCUUGGAGAGGAUUUCUUCCCCACCUUCCAGUAUAUUAUUCUUUUUUUUUGUAAAAUUUUAAAAAUCAACAAAUGUUUCCAUGUCCUGAUCGAAAUAAAGUUAAAUAAUUAUUUCGGCUUGAGUUAUGAUAUCUUCAACAGCUUUGUCAGUCUAUUCACGUUUCUUUUUUUUUUCUCAUUGAAGUAUAAAGAGAUGAAUGGAGUAAAUGAAGAAAUAGCAAUUUGUUUACUUUUUCUUCUGAAAAAGAUCAAUAUUAACAAACUCAAUGCUUACAUUUUUCAAAUUUUUUCUCAUCUCGAACAUGAAGAUCUGCUGCGCUGGGAGAAGAGGGACGGAGCUCAGCAGAAACAACGGAACAUGUUUAGCUCCUCCGACAGGGAAAACACACACACGAGUGAAAAGGAGGACCAGGGGGAUGACGAUCAUAGCGACCGUGAUGGCGACCCCCUCGCGCUUAACUUCGCUUCGGAGAAUUACACCGGGGGGAGCGGCAAUUACGGCGACUUAGCCAACUUCAAGUACGAGAGGGACCAAAUGGACAUCAAGGAGAACUUCCGCAUCGACAUCUCCUUCUUGAAGAUCUUCAUCCUGAUGGACGAGGUGCGCCAGGUGCGGUUGGCCGCCCCAGGGAGGGGAAGCAUGAAGGGAGGCUCGAAGGGAAGCAUGAAGGGAAGCGGGGAUGACAGAGAGAGUGGCAGCGAGAGUGGCAGCGAGAGUGGCAGCGAGAUGGGCAGUGAGAUGGGCAGUGACAGGGACAGUGACAGGGACAGCGAGAGCGAUACCAGUCUCAGCGAUCGAAGUGGCCAAAGUGAUCACGACAACCAGAGCAACUUCUCGGACGGCCCCAAAGAAGAAAACUUCUCCCGUCGCUGCUUCCCGCACGAACACACCUCGGAGAACUUCAGCCUGGAAGAAAUCUUCAUAGUAACGCUGAUGCACCUGUUCCAAGUGGAAGACCACAAAGCGAGCUUCAUCGGAGACCUCCUCAGGGUAUACGAAGAGGAGAAAAAAAAAAAAAUCUACCCCUGCACCGAGGCAAUUUUAAAAAUAUUUCAGAAAAUUAUAAAACGGAGAGGCAGUGACUACUUCCAUCAGGAAGUGUACAAGUCCUUCCAAAACAAAGUGCUCCAGAUGCUAGACAGCGUGGAGAUGCUCCAAAGGAAGUGGGUCACCUGGGUCUUCACCCACUCCGACAAGACCUUUAAAAGGGAGAAGGACAUUGACAUUAAGAAAUUGGUGAAGCUCUUCUUUCUCUCAUUGUACAAAUUUUUGAGACGAUACUUCCUGCAGAUAAACACUUUCUUGAAAAAUAAAAAAAUGUACACCAUCUAUAGCAGUUUUGAUGAUUUCUAUUUUUUCCUCUUCUCGAAAUAUAUUAACAGGAUAUUCACCGAGAAUUUCUCCUCCUCCUUCAUUUUUAAGCUGACAAAAUUCUCCAUCCUAAAUAUAUCAAUAUCGAUUAUAAACUACAUGCUGAAGAUGAUGAAAAUGGUAAAUUUGCAAAGGCUGAGAGAUGUGCAUAGUGAGGUGAGCAAUUCUUUGACCGCAACCUCAGCGAUGGCUUCUCCGUUUUUGAAGCUACGAAGUGGGGACUAUACCCACCGGAGAGAAGACACAAUGGAGGAGCAGGAGAUGCUUCACUUCCCCUCCGAGCAGAAAAAUCAAUCCAUCUCCUUCUGCAAACAAGAUGGGAAGAAACACCCGUCAGCCAUCUUUAACAGCUUCAUGAGGAAUAUCAUUAUUAAUCAUAAGACCUUGAUGAACAAGCCGGAGCUAUAUUCUACAAAGAGAGUCAAUAUUUUUCAAAUAGAAAGAGACACAAGGAAUCAGACCAACAAUUGUUACACCAUGGAGUACUUGGACGACAUUAUGCUUCUUGAAAAAGAGAAUUACGAUUGGAAGGGGAUAAGCAGUAGCAACGUUUUCUCUAACAGGGGUGAUUCUCCAGGGGGAAUUAUAAAUUCUCGUCAGAAUGGAUUUGCCAAUGAGAGGGGAAAUAUACAUUCUACCCACAUGGAUAACUUGCAAAGGAAUGCGCAACGGAGUCAUCGUGCGGGGAAGGUUGAGCGGCUGCUUCACCCAUCCACAGUGAACUUCAAUAUGAAUGGUUCCUCAGUUAAUGGAAACUCCACUAUCCAAAAGGCAACAUUUGAAGAGGAAAUGCAGCAGUUAUCACCCGUAGAGAGAUACCAUUUCACCUUUUCCAGAUUUUUCAAUCACAUAAAAAAUUUCCUAAAAAUCGUCCUGCAAAAUAAUUACGUCUUCUUCCUCAGCGACUUUUUACUCAUGCAUUAUGAACAGUCAGGCAAGAAAGACAAUUUGUUCCAAUAUAACCUGAACAAGUCAGGUGGAUUUUACUCCGUUUUUAAUUUCCUCAUUAAUGAGUAUGUGGAGAAUUACUACAAAGAUAGGUAUUCCCACUUGGGAUGUCGUUCGGUGAAGACUCCACAUUUUAGGAAACUGAACGAGCAGGUGGUCAAUCGCAUCCUUCUUCUCUUUUCCCUUCUGCUGGAGGCUUCUUCUCAGCUGUCCUUUUUGCAUGAAGUCAACAGUAUCUGUGCGAACAUUUCGAAUCAGAUUUUUUCCCUCUUCGACACUUCUCACUUGAUAUUGAGUUUAUUUUCGAAGGUCACCCUGAGCGUGAUUCCAAAGAACGACGUCGUCAGUCAAGCCAUCAACAACGACAUCCUGAGCAUAGAAAAGAGGCAGGCGGAGGAAAAGAGGGAAAUACUCACCAUAUCCUUACUUUAUUUCCUCACAUACAACUACAAAAAUAUUUGCAAUUUUUAUCUAAGCCUGAACCGAUUUUUUAAGAUGAACGAUUUUAAUAACAUUUAUUUUCUGUGCAAGUACAGCCAGGGCUUCCUGCCCCUACCCAAGGUCAUCAAUCUAUUUCUCCAAAAAAUCCUCUCCUGUCUGGACAGAGCCAAUAGUGCAACCUUGGAUAACGUCAAGCUGGCUUAUAUGAAGAGGGUCUUCCACGUGCUGAAGUUUGUUUACGCCUUUGUUAAAGACAACGAUUUGAUAAGCGUCUCUAUAUUUCGAAAUUUGUUUAACGUCCUUCUGUGCAUCGUCAAGGGGUACGUGAAGGGGUACGUGAAGGAGAGCGCGGGGGGGAAGCGGACUGAGGAGAAGCGCAAACAGGAGAAACGGACGCGGGAGACGCGAACCGGGGAGAUGCGGACGGAGGACCCCCCCUGCGAAGUGUCCUCUUACAAAUUCUACCACUUACGCGUUUUGAACUUAGCUCUCCACUUUGCCAACGCGAUUUAUUUUAACCUGAGCCAGGUGGAAAGGCGAGCCGGGGAUGAUACACCCAAGAAGGGAACCCCAAAGGGGGGAAGCCCAAAGGAAGAAAUGUCAAAGGAACACGAGGUAGAGCUCUACCGAAGGGAGCCAUUCUGGAACAACGUAGAGAAGCUGCUGGACCUGUUCACUCACAGGUUAAAAAAAAACAGCGACAAAUUUGUAUACUCCAGGAACCACCAUCUGUACACAAAGGAAGCAAAAAAAGAAAUAACGAUCUACAUGCACAAUCUCAACAUCAUGUGUGAGGUAUUUGAGCUCAUCGUGAAAGGAAUAUAUACCAAGGAGAGUCUGGCAUACCCAUUGCUCAUUCGAAUUUCCUACGACCCUACCAUCUGUAGUGUAUUUUUUAACAUAAACUACGACAGCAUGCAUGAGAUGAUGAACUCCUAUCAGGACCUGCACAGGAAAAAUAUAGACUCUGCUCAGAACAUUAAAUUGAUGCUCCUCAACUGCAGAGGUGUUAAUGUGAACACGCACGGACUCAUUAAUGACGACGCGCUCAUUGAAAAUGUGAUUGACUUCAUUAACCAGAGGAGGAUAAACCAUAAGUAUGUCCUGAACCUGAGCGACUGCAGCAGAUCGGUGCAUCGUGGGGACGACAACAUCUUCGAGGAGACCAGCCACUCCAUUUCGGUGAAGAGUCUGAUUCAGAAGAAGAUCGAACUGUUGGAUGCCGAUUAUGUAUAUAAUAAAAUUUUCAACGGAAGGGCAAAAAGGUAUGGAAAGAAAAAUUUCCUUUUCGAUGUGAGGAACUACCUCUACUGUGUGAACGUCUGUGGAGGGGGGGGGAUCGGCGUGGUUAACGGCAGCGCGGUGCAUCUGGAAGCAGGGCCAAUGCAUGAGGGGGGGCCACGCGCCCAAGGGGCACUUCCCCGGGAAGGCCUCCAUAUGGAAAGCCUCACCAGGGGACGCCUGAACAGGGAACCCUUCAACCGUGCACCGUUCGAAGGCGGAACACUCGGGGACCCCGCGGGGGGCCACCCCCUCAGAGAGUACAAGUCGGACCAAAUGCUGAAAAAAAAAAUAGACGCAUCGAUUUUUAGCAACCUGGAAACAAUUUUACCAGACGAGGAGAAACAGUGCCCUGCUCAUCCUGUAGGGCCAGCCAAGGGUGGUAGCCCUUCCGAGUCGCUGCCGAAAGGGGAGCAGUCGAGGGAGCAGAGCGAGUGGCUCUUCAGCGCGUACUGCGAGGACCACUGGAUUGACCCGUUCUUCCCCCCGAGUAAUGAGCACAUGGAAAGGAAGAAAAGAAAAAACAAGGAAAAAAAAACAAAACAGAACACACACAGUAGUAGCGACUCCGCGGUGAAUUCCUCCUCAAGCGUAUUCAUUUAUUCGAAAUUUUUUAAGAACGAAGUCGACUGCAUGCAAUAUAUUAAUCUCACUCAGAGUACCUACGACAGCAGGAUGCGUCUGUUCCUCAUACUGUACAAACUGAUGAUCAUAAUAAAGCAUAGAGACCUGCUGAACGAUGAGAUCUUCCAGAAGGAGGAAAGCCAAGCACUGAAAGGGGCCAACAUAAGUGGAAGCGCUCCCUUUCUCUUCUUCGUCUUCGAAUCAGUAAUUACAUUUAUUACUCCUUCUCUGCAAGUGAGCAAAAACUCGCUAUACUACAUCCUGGUGUCAAACAUUCUGAUUAAUCUGCUGAGCAUUAUAAGCACGAGAAACUCCGGUGGAGGUUCGGAGCGGCAAAGUUAUUCCGACCACUUGGGCCACUCGGAGGAACACCCAUCCAAGUAUCAACCUGUGAUGGAAAAGAAGCGAAGCAACGAUAGGAGUUCACUAAAAAAUUCCCAUGAUGCGUUCGUAAACGAUGAGGGGAUGGACUAUUACCACCAAGGUAGCUUCUAUACAGACAUGUUCUCCCACGAGUCCUUCAUUUCGAAUGUAAAAAAUAAAAACGACCACAUCGUCUUCGACAUCUUGAGCAACCUUUCCACGGAGGAAGUGAAGAAGUAUCGACUCGUCGGUGGGGACAGAGCAGAGGAAGAAACCCACUUGGGACACAGCAGCACGGAAAGGAGAAAACGACCUUUGGAAAAAAAAAAAACAGGCAAACAAACAAGUCAAAACAGCCUCAUAUAUGAUGUGCCACUCCUUCUCUCCCUAUUCAUCCGAUGUGUCACUUUGCACGUCCAGAAUUUUAAGUUCCAUCACAAGAAUGUAUACUUACAGAGAAACUUCAACGCUUUGCAUGUGCCCAACUCGAUCCUCAAGUGCAUGCUCCCCGCGAACCAUUUUAACAUCAGCUUGUUUGUGAAUCUUCUGGAGCUGUUCUACGUGACGAUUCGGAUUUACAACAAUCACUUCGUCGUGCUGAACAGGUCGCUGUUCCAUGGGGGGGCUGGCUCCAAGGAGGAAGCAAACCCAGGACGAGGCAGCAUCACACACCGGGAACGAGACCCCAUCGGUAGUGUGCAUUCCCCCCGUGGGAAGUCAACCGAACGGGAUAAGGAGCACCUCCACUUGUACGUAUCGACGCUGAAUGGGAUCCUAAAUGAAUGCUACGAAGCCCAUCACGAAAACAUGAAGAACAAAGACAGCAAUGUGACCAAGUCGAACCCAAUAGAGCGCAUUCUUCUCUACUUUCUCUACAAUAGGAUAAACACUGUGUAUGACCUGUUUUACAACUUCUUCCUGAACUGCCUGAGGGAGAAAAAAAAAAAAAAAAAAAAAAUUUUCAACAUAGCAAAUGAGUACAUCUACGGGUUCUUAAAAAACCACAUCUAUGAUCACAUGAACCGAAUCAACAACUUUCUCGAUUCGACGGAGUACUACGACUUUUACGUGAAUACACUGACAUUCAUGGUUUUAAAUAAAGACACGUGUCUACAGAUCAUCAAGGGAGAUAUCCUCACCAAACUUCUCUACGUGCCUGACAUUUACCACGCAAUAUUCGACAAGAGCAAGACGUUUAGUGCCAUUUACUAUUUGAAUCACGAGCAGAAGUAUGUCCGAAACAAGAAUCACAUCGUACUGUGCUCCCUCAUUGUUCUGCUAAUAAAGAUGCUGUACGUUUUUGUGAAGAAUGUCCGCGGGGGAGGAGGGGGUUUCUACUUCGACGCGGACCCCUUUGGAGGGCUCCAAUUGGAUGAUUUCUUCAUGCGCAGAGUGGUUCCCCCUGGCAAGGCAGUGGAGGGGGGAGAGGAAGCCGAAGAGGAAGCCCAAGAGGACGGCGCAGAAGACGCAAAAAAUGGGGACCGCGAAGCAGAGAAGUUUGUGGACGGCUUCGACGUGCUGAGCGGCCGCCCCCUGACCCACGCAGAACGAAGAGACGGUCACAAAGAGACGCAGCACACGGGUCAAGCGGAGAACGAAGCGCAGAACGAAGCGGAGUUCUUCCUGGAUGCCAUGCUGGACAUUAUAAGCAAGAUGUCCGAUCGAAUCAAUUUUAUCUUUUUAAAGAUCGAAAAAAUAAACUGCCUUGCCAUUUUCGAGGAAUCAUAUCUGUACGUGGAGCUACUCACAAAAACCUCCUACUACUGCAACAACUUCAACAUCAAUCACAUGCUGAUAUCGUUGAUGAGCAAGGGGGUGGAGCACCACCUGUUUUACAUCAACCGCAUCUUGGAGAAGUUCAUUUUUGAGAAAGAAGUCAUUAUCGAUCCCUACAGCCCUUACGAAAUCACUGCAUCUAGUAGUGAAUCCACUGACAAAGAAAAAAAGGAUAGGAGGAAGAAGAAUGACUUGUCUCUGUUCACACAGAGGGUUCUCUACCUUUGCUAUAAAUCCAUUCUAAAUUACAACACAAUCCUGCUCAACAUAAUUCAGACGCCCUACUUCACUUACUCCUACUUUGUGGUGCACCUCUACAUUCUUCUCCUGAAGUCGACUAGGCUUGUCACCAACAUCAUUGAGCACUUCGGCCGCAAAAAUACGACGCUCAUCCGCACGAUCAAAAUCCACGCGGGACUCUCCUACGUGCCCAUCUGCCUCGACAUCGUGAACACCGUGAAGGAGAAGAAGAGGGAGAAAGUCCACUACGCGCGGGGCACAGCCAAAUCCAGCCUCAGCUGCUACCUAACGGAUAGUCACUCGGACAGCGAAGCUUCCAACUAUCUCGGAGAAAUAGUCCAAUACAACAAAUCCAUCGACGAGUAUAUGAAUACAAAGAGGGUCUAUAAAGACGAUUAUAUGUUUAACUUCCUUCCAGAAAUGAUCGAAUUAAGUAAUUACUAUGAUAUCCUUAGAGAGAUCCUUGAGAGGAGUGCCUUUCUGGGAGCCUUCAUUUUGGAGAAACUAAAAGAAACGUGCGAAGAUUCGUGCCUUAAGCAGAUUCUCCUAAGCAACGUCUGCUCGUACCUCAUUCACAUUAACGCCACGCUCCUCCCGUCUAACAUCUGUACCAGCGGCUUGAAGAAAAAGUGCACCUUAAUCUAUAAUUACGUCGUGAACAUGCAUAAGAAGUGA
Messenger RNA from Plasmodium inui San Antonio 1, 10227 nucleotides. RefSeq lists its product as hypothetical. The transcript has 3 exons. NCBI's taxonomy places the organism in Eukaryota, Apicomplexa, Aconoidasida, Haemosporida, Plasmodiidae. The coding region runs from base 1 to 10227 and encodes 3408 amino acids. The record is from RefSeq and is a predicted model, not a curated record.